This is a messenger RNA of Ceratitis capitata (Mediterranean fruit fly), 1729 nucleotides long. RefSeq names its product DALR anticodon-binding domain-containing protein 3. Gene Ontology annotation, molecular function: ATP binding; arginine-tRNA ligase activity; tRNA binding. Lineage: Eukaryota; Metazoa; Arthropoda; Insecta; Diptera; Tephritidae. The coding region runs from base 89 to 1468 and encodes 459 amino acids. The record is from RefSeq and is a predicted model, not a curated record. The transcript has 5 exons. Gene Ontology annotation, biological process: tRNA C3-cytosine methylation; arginyl-tRNA aminoacylation.
GAAAUUGACAGAUCAAUAAUAAAAAAAUAUAAAAAACACGAAAUAAAACGUGAAUAAAUUUUAAUCAAAAUAUUAUUAGGACGAAGAAAUGACAAAUCCUACAGCAGUUAUUUCCAAAAAUUUGUGCUUAUAUUUGCUAGAAAAGCCAAGCUUAUUUCCUUGUGUUGAAGUUCCCAAAAAUGCAAUCAAUUUUAUUCGAAUUCAUAAAGAAAAAUUAAGUGUAAAAGGCGAUUUCAGUUUCCCUUGCAGUUUAGACUUAUGGAAGAACUGUUGUAAGGAGACGGGUCAUAAAUUGCGCUUAACUGCUUUUGAUAUGUUUAAGGAAGUCGAGGAGGACAUUUGCAACAACGAAAGACAAAAGUUUUUAAAAAUUGCCUCUCGCUGGGCAAUACCAAUUGACCGGAUUCGAAUUGAUAAUGAGCGCUGCUUUUUGUACCUUAAGAGACAUACAGUCAUGUUAAUGUUGCUUCAACGUGUAUUAAAUAAUGAUAAAAAUGAGGAAUGCUAUGGUAAAUUAAAAAAGAAUCCCAAGCAAAAGGUAUGGCUCAGUGGUAUGAAAUUGGCCGAACAGCAGCAUGAGGAGCUAUCAUUUUGCCGAGCCAAACUAGUAGAAAAUAUAUUACUGCGUGUGUUGGAGUACUCUCAAUGGACUGUGGUAACAGAAGAAUAUGCCGAAGAAGCAAGGAAAGGUAAUAUAGGCGAAGUAUUGAUGUUAAAUGUAGCGAGUGCUGCUGGAAAAGUCACAGUAAAUCCAUUUGUCAUACCACCUAGUAGACUUAGCUACGCAACCAUACGAUGUGGUAUAGUUAUUGAUCCCAUUACCGGAAAAUUAACUAAACUAAAAACCAGUGAGUACCUCAGCUGUCGUUCCAAUGAUAUGUGUUUGAUGGCAAUGCAUAAAUAUGGUGUUCGAAUUAAAGAUGAUAAGAGUUUUAGUGCAUUGAUGUCUCGCUUAGGAGCAGCUGCAGUUACGGUUGAUUUAAUGGAAGUUCGUCAUUCAAGUCCCGUACAAAUAAUUCGUAGCGGAAAAGGAAGCACUAGAGGUGCUGCAUUCAUUUUGUACAACUCGGCCCGAUUAGAGUCAUUAUUACGAAAAUUUGAAGAAAAGGUAGAAAAUGGUGAAUAUGGUAAACUACCGCCAAUAGAAAGUAUAGACUUCGCUUUGCUCGAUGAAGACGAAGAAUGGCAACUAGUGUUCAACUAUAUUUUUGCCUUUCCCAACCUGAUUGAGAGCUGUUUGGAUCAGAUAAGAAAUGGUGUAUGCGCGAUUCAUACUAUUGUGAGAUUUCUUGGCGAUUUUGCUUCACUCUUCAGUGUCUAUUACCGUCGCAUACGCAUUCUGAUUCACGAAAAAAGGGACCACUUAAUGCCUUGUGUAUAUGCGCGAAUUUACCUGGUGAAAGCUAUUCGUGAAAUCCUUAAUAGAACAUUGUCUUUUCUCGAUAUCGAACCGGUCCAGUUCAUGUAAUUUAUAAAUUUUAUUUUUAAGCUGUCUUUAUUUUAGAUUCUAUCACAAGACAAAACGAAAGAAAAUAUUUAGGCUUAUAAGUAGUAUAUAUAUUAAUAUAUUAUAUUUCUGCCUGUACUACUUUUACAUAUAUGUAUAUAUGUGAUUAAAAUUUCAUACAACUUUUUUGGCAAAUAUUUGUGUGUAUCUAAAUUAUGUAUGAGUAUGUAAUGAAAAAUCCUGUAUGAAGUGUAGUAAAGUGAGAUUUCAUAGCAACAAUAA